AUGAAAACCCUAAUCACUUUUCAAGAACAUGAUAUUAUAACUAAAAUAACUGAACCGGAAUCAGAGUUUGGGUCUGUACUAGGAUAUUCUUGUAAAUAUAAUAUUUUUAGCGAAUUUUCUAUAUCACUUACUACUGCAAUUUCAAAUAUAUAUCAAAAAGUUACAAAUACUAAAACUAAAUUUUCGGGGCCUGCUAUUAUGGGAUUCGAUACACCAAUUAUAUCUAAAACUUUCAUUCAAAAUAUACCUUUUCAAGUAUAUAUUAUUCCUUUAGAAAAAUUAAGAAUUUGGGUACUUGGUGUAGGAAAAUCAAAUAAUAAUGAAUAUAAUUUUGCUGAAGCCAGGUAUAAAGCUGCAUUUGUUUAUAAAUAUCAAAAUAAACAAUUUAAAAAAACUUUUAUUGAUAGUACUCCCAAUUUAUUAUGGAAUAAAUUAGACUGUUUAAAGCAAUAUAGUGGAAAAAAACUUUUUGGUUUAGAAGAACCAUAUACGCAAAAUAUAAUUUAA
This is a messenger RNA of Dentiscutata erythropus, 507 nucleotides long. The record is from the annotation of a GenBank genome assembly. NCBI's taxonomy places the organism in Eukaryota, Fungi, Glomeromycota, Glomeromycetes, Diversisporales, Gigasporaceae.